CUGCUUGGGUAAUAAAGGACACAGGGGGAGCUGUCCGUUGGCCUGGGUGCUGAAAUAUAAUUCCAAGUCGUUGUGUCCAAUAGUAUAACAUUUGAAAGUAAUGUAAGGCCGUGUCUAAAGAGGAAUUAAUGAUUGGAAAACGUUUGUGUAGCCUAUGAAGCAAAGGAGGAAAACAUGGGAUUAUAUCACAUCGAGAGUUCCUUUGACGAAGACAUUUGGUUGAGGACUAUCCUUCCCUAAACUAUAUUCAGCAGUCCACCAGCCUGAUGCAUUGGGGACCAUAGAGUGAACCAAGAUGCCUAAGAUCAGCACGGAGCAGUCUUAUCCCAGCCACGGCCGCUGUUCGGUAAACACCCCCGACAACCUGGAACAGAUUGAGAGUGGCAGCAGCCAUGAGGACCAACUGGACCCAUCCUUCACGGGGACAGGAGGCAUGUCCAGGCUGUCUCGCUUCAUGGUGUUGGUGAAGGGCUGGUCAUCUCACAGUAGUCAGCCCUCAGAUGCCCUUCCUUUAGACUCAACCAUGAAGUCACACACAGAGUUCAGAGAGGCCUGGAGGGCAGAGAGCAUGUCCAACACCAGACUCUCUGACCAAGUCCGCAGGAGGAACAAUGGUCAAUGGCCCCUUGCAGCAUACAAUAUGAACAACUGCAACAACAAGGAUGACAAAAAAGACGAGAAGAAGGAUGAGAAGAAGCCGGAUCCCCCAAAGCCACCUGAUAAGAAACCGGAUGAGAAGAAACCGGAUCCCCCUAAAGAAGUGUGGAUCAUUGACCCCGCCACUGAUAUGUACUACCAAUGGCUGACAAUAGUGGCUGUCCCAGCAUUCUACAACUUAAUGCUUCUGGUGCCAAGAGCUAGUUUCAAUGACCUGCAGGCCAACUAUGUAAUGCUGUGGAUGGUUCUCGACUACACUUCAGAUGUCAUCUAUUACAUUGACACGUUUGUGAGAUCUAGGACAGGUUUCCUGGAACAAGGAUUGCUCGUGAAGGACCCAGUGAAACUAAAAGAACACUACCGAGCCCAGAAGCAAUUUAAAUAUGACAUCAUAUCGAUGAUACCUACCGAUCUUGCCUUCAUUCCAUACGGUUACAACAAUCCAGAGUUCAGAUUCAACCGCCUCGGCAAGAUGGCGCGCCUCUUUGAGUUCUUCGACCGAACGGAAACCAGGACAAACUACCCCAACAUUUUCAGAAUCGGCAACCUUGUGCUUUACAUCCUGAUCAUCAUCCACUGGAACGCUUGCGUCUUCUACGCCCUCUCCAAACUCCUGGGCUUCGGCUCAGACACCUGGGUGUACCCAAACAUCACUGACCCCGAGAUGGGCCAGCUGUCCAGGAAGUACGUCUACUGCCUCUACUGGUCCACCCUGACCCUGACCACCAUUGGAGAGACCCCGCCCCCUGUCAGAGACAUCGAGUACCUGUUUGUAGUCGCCGACUUCCUCACGGGCGUGCUGAUUUUUGCCACCAUUGUUGGUAACGUUGGCGCCAUGAUCUCCAACAUGAACGCGGCACGCGCCGAGUUCCAGGCCAAGAUCGACUCCAUCAAGCAGUACAUGGAGUUUCGUAAGGUCUCCAAGGUCCUGGAGGCCAGGGUGGUCAAGUGGUUUGACUACCUGUGGACGGAGAAGAAGACCUGCGACGAGAAGGAGGUUCUGAAGAACCUGCCGGACAAGCUGAAGGCUGAGAUUGCCAUCAACGUCCACAUGGAGACGCUGAGGAAAGUGCGUAUCUUCCAGGAUUGCGAAGCCGGCCUGCUGAUCGAGCUUGUGCUCAAGCUGCAGCCCCAGGUCUUCAGCCCCGGAGACUACAUCUGUAAGAAGGGCGACAUUGGACGAGAGAUGUAUAUCAUCAAAGAAGGGAAGCUGGCUGUGGUGGCGGACGAUGGGGUAACACAGUGGUGUGUGCUGAGCGAUGGGGCGUACUUCGGAGAUCUCAGUAUCCUGGGCAUCAAGGGCAGCAAGGCUGGCAACAGAAGAACAGCCAACAUCAGGAGCGUGGGUUACUCUGACCUCUUCGCCCUGUCUAAAGACGACCUGAUGGAUGCUCUCACUGAGUACCCUGACGCCAAGUACGCUCUGGAAGAGAAAGGCAAGGCCAUCUUGAUGAAAGACAACCUCAUUGAUGAGGAAUUGGGAAACAAGGCCGACCCCAAAGAAAUGGAGAACAAAGUCCUUACAAUGGAGACCAACAUGGAGGUCAUGACGAUCAAGUUCACCAGAAUGAUUGCAGAGUGGGCAACAUACCAGGCCAAGGUCAAGCAGCGCAUCAGCAACAUGGAGGCCAGGGUCAAACCCCUCAGGCAGGGGGAUGGAUGAGGUGAUGAAGGACAAAUAAUCACAUGCAGAAUAUCUACUCCACAUUUUUAACAGACACAGAUAUUAAAUGUAAAUCUAUAACCCAUACUCACAAUUUAGAUCUGGUUAGAUCUAAAUAGCUUUCCAUCCAAGUGGAUUAUAACCAUAAACUGUAUUGUUGACUAGUCAAAAGCAGUGAAGGC
Messenger RNA from Oncorhynchus kisutch (coho salmon), 2502 nucleotides. RefSeq names its product cyclic nucleotide-gated channel cone photoreceptor subunit alpha-like. The coding region runs from base 296 to 2320 and encodes 674 amino acids. Lineage: Eukaryota; Metazoa; Chordata; Actinopteri; Salmoniformes; Salmonidae. The transcript has 9 exons. Gene Ontology annotation, molecular function: protein-containing complex binding; cGMP binding; intracellularly cAMP-activated cation channel activity. Gene Ontology annotation, biological process: monoatomic cation transmembrane transport. Gene Ontology annotation, cellular component: plasma membrane; intracellular cyclic nucleotide activated cation channel complex. The record is from RefSeq and is a predicted model, not a curated record.